CCGCCCCCUUUCCUGCCGCCGGAAGCUCGGCUGGGCUCGGCGCUGCUCCGGCCGGCGCUGGGCAGGGCUGGGACGGCUUCCACGGAAGGCGGGGGGACCCUGCCAUGGGGACGUAGCGGGCCGCAGAGCCAUGCGCGGCCCGGCGCUGCCCCGCAGCUCGCUGGGGACGGUUAUCCUAACAUUUGUCUGUGUGUUGACAAAGGAAUCUGUAGAAAUUGCUCCAGUGCCAUAUACACUGCAAGUCCAUCGGGUAGCUUUGGAUGGAAGAGACCCCUCUAACCCUUUGAGGAGAGAAAAGAGGCAGGUGCAGUGUCAACUGGGACAGUACCUACAUCCCAGAGAGACCCACUGCUGCAUGAGGUGCCAUGCAGGUACCUACAAGGCGAAAGACUGUGAUCGGCCUGACCAGGCACCUGUCUGUCUUCCGUGUGCUAAUGGCACAUUCACAGCUGUUGAUAACACCAUGUCUAAAUGCUUCCAGUGCACACAUUGCCGUACAGAAUUCCAGCAGAUAGUAGAGACCCCCUGCACCCCAAAGCAAGAUACUGUAUGCGGCUGUCGGAAGAAUCAGUAUCAGAUUGGCCCAUCUGAUCUCUUCCAGUGUAGGAACUGCAGCUUGUGUGUCAAUGGGAUUAUUGCCAACUGUUCAAAGAACAAAGACACAAUUUGCAGGUGUAAGCCUCGAUUCUUCUUGACACUUAGUAAUGUUUGCAAGCCUUGCAACAGCUGCAUUGGAGAAGAAUGCUUGCAGUGUCAUAGCCCAGUGACUACCUCACCGACUUCAUCUGGGCUGAAUGUGAGCCUUGUCCUUGGCAUCAUUGUUGCAAUAUUUGGAGUUAUCUCUGUCCUCUACAUUGUAAAUAAAGUAGUGAAGCUGGUCCAGGAAAAUGGGAUAGCGUCAUCUUUCUACUCCUGUGUUUCUUUGCCGCAGACAACCAAAGAGCCAGUAUCUGAGGCUGAGGUAAAAAGAAGUGAAGUCUCCAUCCUUGUUUCUGAGUCCCAGAAGGAAACAGAAUUGCUGGUGAAUGCAACACCACCACCUGCGCCUCUGCUGCAGAGUUCCCAUGAAUUACCAGACUGUGUCAGACCUGCCAGGAAGACGCAGCUUCCAGGCAACCCUGCUAUUCUCUACACUGUAGUCGAUCACGUACCACCAUCUCGGUGGAAAGAGUUUGUGAGGCGUCUGGGUCUGAGUGACUGUGAUCUAGAGCGAAUUGAGAUGGAACAUCGACGUUUACGAGAUGCCCAGUAUGAAAUGCUUAGACUGUGGAAACUGCAGAUGGGCCAUGCUGCAACUGUGGAGCGCAUCAGCUGUGUUCUUAACCACAUGGAGCUGAGUGGCUGCAGUGAAGCUGUUCAAGAGGCUUUGCUAAACCAGAACUCUCCUCAGCCUUGCAGCCUCCACAGCCAUCUUUAAUCUGUUCUGCUUUGGUUGCCCUGUUAAGAGAGAGGAUCAUAACUCCCUUUUCUGUCUUCCUUUUCCCGUAUCUCCCAAUCUUUCUAACACUCCUUAGCUGGGUUUGUUGGAGGUGGCAGCAGAUCAUGCUGGAGGAAGGCUGAGGCUUGCUUCUCAGCCACCAUGUAACUCAACACCGUUAAGCCAAGACAGACUUCUGCAACAACUCCUUUCCCAAGGUGGGAAAGCAUCUCAUAAAGUGAGGUGUGAACUCAGACCAAGAUGGAAACGGGAGCUCAGAGUGACUUGAUCAGCUGCUUGAUGGACAAAUUGUUGCUGAAACAGAUGCUCCACCCACCAUGUGCUGGGUAAACUUCUAGGAUGACUUGGUUAAGCUGGCUGUUUGGGUGGUAAAGUACUCGCUGACUUUUUGCAGAUCUGUUUUUCUGCAAGAUCAGACAGUUGAACUGGCUCACAUUGCAGCCCUGUGAUUGCUAAACCUGACUCAAGGGAAGUGGUGGGAGGAUGUGCCUCCUGCUGCGAGCGGGGGAAGAUUGCCCCCUUUUGGUAUCGGCUAGUUUCGCUGUGGCAAAAGAAUUAAGCGAUCCAGAAGUGGUGGCUCAUGAGAAACAACGGGAGGAUGUUACUCUUUCCACACCCCCAUUUCCCUCAAGUUCAAGAGGAAUAAGGAUUCCAGGCCAGUGAGUCAGAUGAGAGGGUUGGUGCUUUUUUUCUCAAACUUUUUUUUUCCCUGUAACUAGAAACCAUGUAAGAUAGCAUUAACAAAACACCUGCCUGCGUGUCUGUCCAAGUGCAGAGUGGGAAGGAAUGCGUGCGUGCAGCUCGGUGAGAAGGUACCUGUGUACCUGGUAGUGUGAGUGCCUCUGCAGACCUGUGCUUGCACACAGGUCAGGAGGCUUGUGUCUACUUGCUUAUCUAUCUCUAAACGAUUUGCUGAAUCUGAUCUGAUUGCAAAUGGGACUGUGUAUGUGUACAUAUAUAUAAAAAUACACAUAUAUAUGUGUAUCUUAGCAACUGUUGAAUAACUUCACACUACUACCUGGACUGCAUUCUGUGACUGCUACUUGAGUGUGAGAGCCAUUCAGUACUAUCUCCAGGUUCUCUCCAUCACUUUCUCACAGGUGUUACCCUGGGUGAAGCAGAAGUAGCAAAAAUCAAUUAGCCUGCAUCAGGUGCAGGUUGUCCACACAUUUGUAACGUGGAUGUUUUUCUUUAGUCUCAUCCCUUGACCACAGAGGAGCUUUCUAUUGUAAAUACACUAAAUGCUCUGAAUUAAAAUUCCUAUUUUUA
Falco peregrinus (peregrine falcon) is the source of this 2707-nucleotide messenger RNA. RefSeq names its product tumor necrosis factor receptor superfamily member 1A. The transcript has 10 exons. Bases 131 to 1417 code for a protein of 428 amino acids. Gene Ontology annotation, biological process: inflammatory response; signal transduction. Gene Ontology annotation, molecular function: tumor necrosis factor binding; tumor necrosis factor receptor activity. Gene Ontology annotation, cellular component: mitochondrion; signaling receptor complex; membrane raft. The record is from RefSeq and is a predicted model, not a curated record. NCBI's taxonomy places the organism in Eukaryota, Metazoa, Chordata, Aves, Falconiformes, Falconidae.